Molecule: messenger RNA, 1546 nt
Organism: Acaulospora colombiana
Lineage: Eukaryota; Fungi; Glomeromycota; Glomeromycetes; Diversisporales; Acaulosporaceae
Source: the annotation of a GenBank genome assembly
AUGCAGAGGUCGACACUAAGUACUUACGGGCGUCAACCAAGACUUGUCGCUUUCGACACCAGAAUACCUCUAUCAAAGGAACACUUGAAAGAGCAUAUCUCCCAAGAACAAAAUAUUCUGAAACCUUCAAUCGGUCAAUAUGGAUUUAUCGCUUCAAUCGACCAUGAAGCAAACCGAAAACAUCUACAAAUGUCUACUCGUUCCACGUAUAUUGACUAUGAUAUCGUUCCAAACCCCAUAGAAUCAAAUCCAUAUGGAGUCAACGGGGUGGCCGGUGCUCCGGCUCCUUACGCAGUCGACAUGGCAGCACGGCCUGUUCACCUAUCUCUGUGGACCCGCCCAUAUCCCCAGGUAUCAGCAAUGCCGUCUUUUCUGGCGCGCCUCUUGCAUUCCUUUCUUGGAGACUGGGCGACGAAAGAUAGAAAGGCAUCUAAUGCGACAGCUUAUCCAGGGAACUCUACCUCGAGGCUCGAGGCAGCCCCUUUAUUGGCAUUGCUUGUUGGGACAAGGGCCAAUCCUAGACCUAUGGAUCAAUGUGAUGAUCCAGGGCUAUUUCAAACCAUGAGCACCCAAACCAGAACCUAUACAAGUAAAGAGAGCACUGUUACCUCUGUGAAUACUGUCAUCUUUACCGAGACGAAUCAGACUGCACGGCCUAUAGAGUUACCUCCUCCUCCCUUUACCUCCCUACCAGAAGCACCUACACCCACGAUUCGACCCCCUCUUGCCCCAGAUGACUCACCAUACACAAAUCCAACUCGACCGACUGGAACGCAGUCCCUUCAAGCACAACCAACUCCUAAUCCACAGGCCGGGGCUCAAGAAAACUCACCAUCUGGCAUAAAUACGGAAGUUGGAUCUAAUAUGUCGACAUUAUCGACACGUUAUAUCGAUGGCUCUGGAACAAUACAAGGCUCAGGCAGCUCUGAAAGCCCCUCGGUUAACAAUCUCCCUUACGUGUACGUCCUCAGUCAUUCUCUUUAUCCAGUGCCCCUAAUCUCUUUGUCUUAUAGAAACGGGUCGAGAAAAAAUGACAACAAAACCGCCUUUCAAAUAUCCACUCCUGCUGGAGUGAUUAUUGGCAUCACAGCCGGGCUGGUGAUAGCAGGACUUCUCGCUUUUUCUGUGUACCGAUAUCGAAGCUCUAGACGACGGGCAGGUUUUUCAUCUCAAGAAAAACUUAUUUCAAAGAAAGGAAUCGGUAUAGCUGUACUCGCCGCAGGUAUGAUAUUUCUCAUAAGUCUCCUUCGUGGUGAUAUUGACGGUUUUACUAGUCAACCCAAGCCUGAGUUCAAGGCGGUAACUGAUAGCGCUUGCCCUACGGCCUUCAAUGGAGUGCACACCAAAGUCUUGUCGGUAGCCGCUCCGGUCAAGUAUCGACUGGCGUGCGAUGCGAUAGACUGGGUUUUUUAUAGCGAGGAUCCAUACUUUAAAGUUUACAUUUUCGAGGGCGAUGCUUCGACUAAUUUUGCGUAUCUCGACACCUCUUUGGCUCUUUUCGCGACAGCUAAUCGCGUUUACCACUACACUGUCUAUCCCGAACUUG